Messenger RNA from Paramecium octaurelia, 728 nucleotides. Lineage: Eukaryota; Ciliophora; Oligohymenophorea; Peniculida; Parameciidae. The record is from the annotation of a GenBank genome assembly.
AUGGAUACAACUACAGCACAUAACUAACCUUAAUUUGAAACAUUUGAGUCAAAAUUGAUUACAGUUCAAGGAACUUCUUCUCUUCCCGCUGAACACUUAUACCGUUUACGAAAAACAUUGCAUCCAUAGACUACUGCUAAUUAGUUUCAUCUGAAUAAAAUCUUAAAUUCAUCAGUUAAUGGUGCGAACCAUUUCUGCCACUUCUGCAAUAAACAUACAUCAACACCUACAUCAAAGUAUUGUGCUUGUUAGGACAGGUAAUAUCAUCUAUUAUGUCUAAUAACUCACAUAAAAUUAGAAUAUAAAUAAGGAAACGGAAUUAUGUAGUGCCCUUAUUGCAAUUUGUAUUACCCCACAGUUUUAGAAACUAAGUAGAUAUUACAAUUUAAGUUAGCUUAUCAUAUCGAAACUUAACAAGAAAGUAGUAGAUCACAUAUGCAUCUGCCUUUUUAAUUUUACUAUUAAUAAUAAUCGUUGAAUUGGCCAUUAUGAUAACAAUGAACCUUGAACUUCCAUUCUAUUUCAUUUUAGCCAUACUCAUCUUAAUAGAGCUUAUGAUUCUACUGAGAUUAAUUCGAAGGACAAUAAUGGUCGCUCGAAUUGUAAAAUUUUCGAUUAAAGAAUAUUAAUAUUGUGAUGAAAUUAUAUAAACUUUUUAUGCUGAAAACUCUUUUAAAAUAAUCUCAGCACUAAAAAAUAAUAAAGCAACUCAAUUGCUUGCAGAAUGA